AAGUCGGGCAGACAAAUUUAUUUGAAAUCGUGGAAAUCAGAAAACACCCUGUAUGCUUCGAUCAACAAGAACCACCCGUGUUUCGAUGUUGUCGUCUAUAUAUAAUUACUUUCGAGGUAUCACUCCCCUCCCCACCACCCCACAACGUACCUUCACCACCAACCCGAGUUUGCCAGAAAACGCCUUCCAUCCGCGUCUUUCACCUAUCAUAUCCCAACUUGACUCGUUAGCUCCUCGGUUUGCAUUACAUUCAGACGACAUAGACAUUUUAAGUAGUCCCGAUGAGUUCUACAAUUUGCUUACCCAAAAGAUUAGUGCUGCCAAGAGCAGAAUCUACUUGAGUUCAUUAUACAUUGGUAAGAAACAGACUGAUUUGAUUGAUUGUAUUGAUCAAGCUAUGAGCAAGAAUGACGAGUUGAAAGUGCAUAUAUUGACCGAUGCAUUACGUGGAACGAGAGAGGCACCAAACCCAUGCAGUGCAAGUUUGCUUGUCGGUCUUGUUGAAAAGUAUGGCAAGCAUCGAAUCGAUGUUAGAAUGUACCAUACACCACACUUGUCAGGAAUAACCAAACUGAUUACCCCCAAGAGAAUUAACGAAGGUUGGGGCUUGCAACAUAUGAAAUUGUAUGGGUUCGAUGAAGAGAUUAUCUUGUCCGGUGCUAACUUAUCCCAAGAUUACUUUACCAACAGGCAAGACCGAUAUUACGUGUUUAAAAACAAGUCAAUUACCGACUACUAUUUCCGGAUUCAUACGGCUAUUCUGAGUUUAUCCUACCAAGUCACGGAAAGUAAGUUAAAGCAAGGGUUUAAGUUGACCUGGCCAACUAGUAACAAGUCGUGCGAACCGCAUAUGAACUUGCACCGAUUUAUAAGCGACUCCGGACAUUUGUUGGAACCAAUCCUCAAACAGCAUCCAAUCACUGAUGAUGGUUCUGAUUUUGAUACCAUUGUCUACCCUGUUUCUCAAUUCACACCAUUAUUCCCACAAAAUCAAGAUAGUUCCACUGAGAAACCUUCCAUCCUUAGAAUAUUGACUUAUUUGGAUUCACCUUCAAUCAAAUGGUGGUUUACUGCUGGUUACUUUAACAUGUUACCAGAAAUCCAACACAGAUUACUCAAUGGGAAGGCUGAAGGAUCAGUCAUCACUGCCUCGCCUAAAGCCAACUCCUUCUAUAAAUCCCCUGGUGUGUCGUACUACCUCCCACAAGCAUACCUUCUCUUCACCAAACAAUUCCUUCAACAGGUGAAACAGAAACAUAGCGCCAUCACCGUGUAUGAAUGGGAAAAUGGUGAAGUCAACACUCCGGAAGGGUGGUCAUACCAUGCAAAGGGGUUAUGGGUUAGUAUUCCUAAUGAAACGAAGCCAAGUAUCACAAUCAUCGGAAGUUCCAACUACACCAAACGGGCAUACUCUUCUGACCUUGAAAGUAAUGCCGUGAUAAUCACCAAAUCAGACAAACUCAAACUGAAGAUGAAACAGGAAAUUGACAAUUUGAUGAAACACACCCAAGAAUUAUCCUUGGAUGACUUUCAACCACGCGCUGUGCCAGGUACUAAUGAACAAGAACCUCCUCGUUAUGUUAUUGACGAAGAUAGAAAGAUCACUUAUGGUGUUCAUCUUGCUGUUAAAUUGCUUGGAGGGAAACUAUAAAUAUAUAGAUAAAUAGAAAUAGAUUAUUCUGCAUACUUUAACCGAGGUUUAUUUUCAGCGUAGAUUAAGAAUUGGCGCCAGAGUAUGAUUAUGCAACUGGUUUGAAUUCCAAUGACGAACCAGCUGGGAUAGUUGACAGGUAUGUUCCAAAAUGGAACGUCCAUACUGUAUCUCAGGAUCAACAUAAAUAGCACCGCUAAUCCCUCUAGUAAUAACCAAUGAUGAUGUAACCCUCGGACGCACUCGCCAAACCAGUUCAUAGAUAUUUGAGGUAUAUACUUUACUGCACUUGAUACCUUACUUAUCAUCCAUAUGAAAUCAACGAUAUCUAGCACAUAUAAUGGUUCAGACGUACAUACCAUGUACACUAAAUACACCAAUAUGACAAAGAAUGUACUAAGAAGAAAAGUACACGGAUGGCUUAUUCCUUGGUUGGUGUUUCUAGACUUGCUAUAUGUGAAUAAUUGUCUGAAUAGAACAGUAUAUGCAAAGAAUAUAACUGUUUCCAAUAUGAGUACGGUAUAAGAUAUGGGGAUUUCUGGAUAUUGGCUAUAGCGUACUACGUACUGAUGUCGAACUAGCGAAUCAUAGGAAUAUAGAAUGGUGGAAAGCAUUGAUGUGAAUGCGGACACAAGCGCUAGUAUUAUCAUGUCAUAUGAUAACCCAUAGAUUGACUUUUUAACCUUGUUGAAAUGUAGUUGAUAACAUAUUGAUGUGAGCUGUAGGAUAUUGCUUAGCAGUACUGACACAUUUGAUAUUGACAUGCUAUAUACCAUCUAUUAGUUUCUGUGUAUCCCUUGGUAUAAAACGGUGUCUGUUUUACCCUG
Molecule: messenger RNA, 2478 nt
Organism: Spathaspora passalidarum NRRL Y-27907
Lineage: Eukaryota; Fungi; Ascomycota; Pichiomycetes; Serinales; Debaryomycetaceae
Gene: PEL1
Product: CDP-diacylglycerol--glycerol-3-phosphate 3-phosphatidyltransferase
Exons: 1
Coding region: 53-1651 (532 amino acids)
Biological process (GO): cardiolipin biosynthetic process
Cellular component (GO): mitochondrion
Molecular function (GO): CDP-diacylglycerol-glycerol-3-phosphate 3-phosphatidyltransferase activity
Source: RefSeq, a predicted model, not a curated record